Molecule: messenger RNA, 11228 nt
Organism: Coturnix japonica (Japanese quail)
Lineage: Eukaryota; Metazoa; Chordata; Aves; Galliformes; Phasianidae
Source: RefSeq, a predicted model, not a curated record
AUGUCCCCCAAACUUGCUGAGGGUGCAUUCAAUCCCAUUGUCUAUAUCAUUGAUAAAGAUGUUGAAGAGCACUGGCUCCAAGACUGUCGCCAUCACCAGCUUCUACCUAAGCCGCCGACACGGCCUCACACUCACCUCCCCCGGGCGGCAGCGGGACGCUCCGCGCCCCUUCCCCGUGCUCCUUUCCCCCUCCUCCUCCGCUCCCGGCGCGCAGCUCCAGCUCCGGUCCCGCAGCCGGGAGGUGCCGCCCGGCGGUCCCGGCUCUCCGCGGGUUGCGCGGGGAGGAGGAGGGCAGCGGGGAGCUCCUCGCUUCUCCCGGGAUGCGCCGCCUCGGGCUGCCUCCUCCUCCCCCUCCUCUUUUCACGGCCUCCCCACUGUCCGGAGGUGCCGCCCGGCCGUCCCGUUCGCCGUCCCCCGCCCCUCUCCCCGCACAGGCCCCGCCGGCGGCCGGCAGUACCCGGGGGCGGCGGGAUAUUCCGGCCCGGCCUCCUCUCCUCUUCUCUCCCCGGGGCCUGCUGCACGAUCUCCGCGGGGAGACGAGGCCCUGCCCGGCCUGAGCAGCCCCGGGAAGGUCACCGGCAGCGUGCAGCCGGGAGAGGAGCGGCUCCCCCCGGCCCCGCUCCUAAAGCCGCCGGCCCAGCCUCAGCCUCAGCGGCCGCUGGGUGCCGCGCUCCGCCCGGGCUCGCUCCGUGCCGCUGCCCGGUGCCGCCUCCAGCUCGGAGUGCCAGGCUGCCCCCUUCCCUUUCUUCCUUCCUUCCUUCCUUCCUUCCUUGCCUCCCGCCCCUUCCCCGCUGCCAGACUUCCCCCGCCCGGUGCCAGGCUGCCCCCUGCGGGUCUCGCCGCCCACCGCCGGCAGUACUCCAGUGCCGGCAGAGGGGUCCUCGCCGCAGCCACCGCUCUGCCCCGGGCUCAGCGGCAGCUGCAGUGACUGUGUGUCUGUGUCAUGUCUGUGCAUGGGCGGGAGGAGGCGCGGCGCCGAGGCGGAGCCAGCCCAUUGACACACCGCCCAGCGACAGGCAACGAGCGCCCAACCAGCGGCAACCGCGCACCGACCGCCUUCACCGAGCGGCGCCCCCGGUCCGCUGUACCUGGACCGGGCCGGGCCGGGCCGGGCCGGGCCGGGCCGGAGCGGGAGGGGCAGAGAGGGGAGAGCCGGCCCCGCACGGGGCUGCACCUCAGCGUACACUCUACCAAAAUACUGUGAACUCAGGAGCAGAUUAUUCAUGGGAAAAUAGCGUUUGCCAGACUCAAUUAAGACUUUGGUCCAUCAACUGCAGUGCUCUGCCACCAGCUGUGCCCACUGCCCGAUGCUUCAGUCAGGAGUGGUAUCAGAUGAACUGCAGUAAAUCAUGAAGUUGAAUGUAACAUAUACAGGUUUGUCUCCAUAGUUUUCAUGAGCAAAUCAAAGUCAGAAAUGAGCUAUACUGCAGUGAGUUACUCUGUCCAUGCGCUUAAGUGAUGCAAAAGGGUCUCCUAUAAUGAAAUAACAUCUUUGUCUUUGCUUGCAAUUGUGAAGGUUUGCAACUGCUUUGGUGGCAGUCGUGAUGAAAGAAUUGCUGGGGAUGUAUGGAGGAGGACCCAAGACUGUCUGUAUGCUUUCAUUAUUAAGAAAGCCACGUUGUCUACUGCCUACCACUGGAAAUUUGAGUGGAUUCAUAUGUUUUUAGUUUCAUGCCGUGUCCUAAAGAUUUGUGAAUUUCUUGCUGGAUCAAUAGGUAAAGGCAUAAGAGUGCACAUAUUCAGACAGGUUAUAGCACUUUCACAGUAGCAAAGCAUCACUGAGUACAGUAGGACUAAGUCUGUUCGUAAGACCUUGAAAAUUUACAAAUUAGCUGAGUGUCAGUGAGAACAAAAUUAUUUCCAGUAUAACCAUUUGAUGUGAAAGAAAGGAGGGGUCUGAGGUCCAUAAAUAUUCAAGCUAAGAGCGUACGUGGAGUUCAUCUCCUGUUGGGACCAAUGAAGUCUUUUUUACAUUCUUACAGUUGCUUCAUUGUUCUAGAUGAAGUCAACCAGUAUGAGCUCUUUUGAGAAAAAAGACAGUGCUUUGUUCAUCAAGUGACAUCAAAUGCUUUACUAGUGCAUUACUUCCUAGCUUCAAUUAUAGCUAAAACAUUCUUGAAAGCUACUAAGGUGUCUCUGCCCAAAUUACUCCACAGACACUCCUGUGAUUUAUGAACAUUUUAAAUACAUGGUAAGACUGGUGCUGCUAUGUCACACUCAAGGUUUUGAACAUGCAUGGACAAAAUAAAGUUUUCCAUGAGCUGCUUUUGUGUGGAGUUAGUGAAACAGCUACUUUUGUAUAGAAGUUAACCGUUCUGGAUAUUGUCACAGGGAACCAGAGGCUGAUUGGAUUGUGUUAACUGAUGUACUAAAACACAGAAGGUUGCAACUCUUUGUUCAUAAAUCAUCACUCUUGACUUCUAGAUGUGAAAUUGCACAACUGUUGAUGAUAUCAGAGUACAAAGAGCAAGACUAGAAGUCUGGAGCAAGUCUCAGUCUUUGACGUUCUUCUUAUCUGCCACUACAGUGAACACAGGGCUGCUGAAGGACUGACUGCCCGACAUCUCUUGUAGUAGGAAAGAUGUUUUAGACAGGAAAUGACUGAGAUAUAAUCUCCAGUGGAAAAAUAAAUGUCUAGGUCUUGCGUGUAAAAUGGAAAGUCCAUUACAUAAGAAGCUCUCCCUUAUGGACUCUAAAUUAAAGUUUAAUUGAGAACAAAACACAACAAACAAACAAACAAAAAAGACACCACCAAAAUAAAAGCAGCCUGAACAAAAUCCAGAGCUCUUGUGGCUGUAACAACUAGGGGAAGAAUCACCUUGAUAAAAUUCAUACCUUUAAGUGAGUAGAAAACAUCAUGAAAACCUAAAAAAUCUAGAAUUCAAAGAAAAAUAAAUUAUUAAAGAGAAAUGUUUGUCUUUUAUGCCAAAGUCAAUUUCUGACAAUAAACUGAAUGUUCUGCGAUAAAUUAUGUUGAAUUUCAUGCACAUUUCUCCUGGAAUUCUGUUGUGCUUCUGACCCAAAAAGGAAAAGGUAAACAUGUUUACUUGCAUCUUAGCUAAGUGUACAAUGCUACAGUCUAAGAAAAGGUGAAGGAGAGGGCUAUUUUCCUCUACUUGUUUACUUUGUACUGCAGAGAACUGUUUACAGAUUUUCUGUUUUAUUGUUGCUAUCAGUUAACUAAUUUCCCUUUGUUAUGACUUAGUUAAAUGGAGAAUAGUUGGGGUUUUUUGUUUGCUUUUAAUCUGUUUUGUUUUUAAAGGAAGGAAUAAUGCUUUUUAAAACCAUAACAAAUAGUGGUAAGAAGUAGAAGAGUAAGUAAUUUUAUGAAGUUAAUCUAAUUUGACAGUAUUUUUUAUAAGUUGAGGUCUACCAAGAUGGUCAGGUCUGCAUUGCUACUUAUCGAUGACUGUUUUGCUAGUCUGUCACAUACAACUCAGAAAAGAUUUUGGUUUUUCACUCCAUAAAGUUAACUCUAAUAUCUCCUGAGGUCUCAGUAGUGUGUAAGUAUAUCCUAUAAAAUGAAUAAUAAUUGCUGUGUUUAAAGUGAUGUGCUUUUGGUUCAUGGUUUUUUGUUUUUGUUUUGUUUCUGAUGUAGUCUUCACACUAUUCUACUCGCAAUGAAGUUCUGGAUAAUGUACAAUAACAUGAUUUGUCUGUGUUAACAUGUAUCCUUCCAUUUACUGAAACUUCUAGCAAAGAAAAGCAACACCGGACAAAGUUUAAGUAAAUUUGCUUAGCUAGGAAGAUGAAAUUGACCCAAAUACUCUUACAGCCUAAAUCAAGGUACGUUGAAGUAAGUAAAGCAACUUCAGUGAUUCUUCUAGUAUUCAAUCUAGACUGUCCUUUGUGUCCUAAUCUGUGUUAUGGGAAAAUGUGUCUACACAUCUAUACAUACGCUUUUGUGAAGCUUCUUUUUAUUAAUUAUUUCUAUUUGGUUCACCACAGUCCCAAACAAAUAAUGGAUAUAUUGUUUAUCUCUUGUUAUACAGUCUGUUUUCUUUUGUUGCGUCUCCAUUUAUUCUCCUGCUGUAUGAAUGCUAAAUGAGAUUAUGACAAGCCUCAACUAAGUUGUAAACCUAUAUAAUUAAUAUCUGCUAUCCUUUCUAGGAGAAUUCAAGUGCACAAUGUAUUGCUCCUUCACUCUUUGCCUUAUGCAUUUAGAUUUUAAUUCAUCUAAGGAAACCUUUUACUUCUCAGGUAAAAAUGAGGAUCAAAACAAGAUCUUUUAUUUCCAUUAGAAGCACUUAAUGGUCUUCUCGUUUUUGGAAGGCCUAAUUGUUUCCAGAAUAGCUUCAUUAACUUCUGAAAGUGUUACCAAGACAGGCGUCCCCAGAGCCAGGAUGCUAAUUAGAAGGAAAACUGGCCUUAGAGUAUUUGAAGAAUUGUGUCUUCUUUAAAAGAGCAAGAAGGCUCAUUCAAUCAUUGACAGAAUGUUUCUGCCAAGAAGUAGGAAUAACUGCCAGUUAUACAGACUCAGAGAAUACCUGUGACAAAUGACUUAUUCCCACAGUCAAAUGACUUCUUCAGACAACCAACAACAGGAAGCUCUCUGACGAUUAAGUGAAUAGUACUAAGAUGUCCAUCAACUUCAGUGCAGUCCAAAUAAUGUCAUUCAUGGCCAACUUCAUCUGUCAGCUCCAGUAUUCCUAAUUCAGUGGGUUAAGCGAGUUUGGAGGGUGCUUUGAUUGCUUUUUUAGAUGCCAGAGCAACAGUAGUAGCACAUUUGGUCUUCAUCAUGUUCACACUGGCUUUAUGUAGAAGCUCUUGUAUGUCCAACAAAAAAAAGCCAACCAACAAACCUAUGCAGAACUGAAGAAUAAGUGCAGAUAUAAAAUGUAAACAAAAUUAAAAUAGAUGAGUGGUAACAAUAUACAUCCUAAUAUCUAUAUAAAAAUACCUGCAUUAAAAUUAAGUGGUGUAGGGAAAUAAAUUACUCCAAAUUUAAGUAAGAAUCACUACCAAAUGAGUGAAAUAAGAAUACAAAAAUAAGUGCCCACAAUUAUUAGUCAGAUACUAGAAGUUCUGUAUUAGUGUGUAUCUCAGAUGUGUGCUGUUAAUAAACUAAAAUAUUAUUUGGCCAGGACUGAGGUGUGACAGUGAGCUGCACUGAGCUCUCUGUGGCCAAGACUGUCGAUUCUAAAGGAAGUUUCUGUGUUUUUGCUGUCAUUUGAAAAGUUAUGAACUAUGAUCUGGACUCGCUACGCUGGCAAAAGAGUAGGGAAAGUCACCUCGUCUCAGUAGUAAAACUGUCAGUAACAAAAGGAUGAUUCUCAGUUUCUCCACUAGUUACAGGGAAGCUGAUACUGAGGUCAAACAGCAAGGCAAGACCAAUACUAGUGCCAAUGAACAUGUCAACAUUAAACACCAUUUUUUCAGAGAAUUACUUUAACACUUCAAUAUUCUGUGAUUCAGGUGGUAUCUGGACACAGUAGAGGUUUUUUUCAUUGAUUCUUAGAUGAAACUAAAGCUGUUAGACAUUCUGACUAGGCUGGACCCAGAAAAAGGACAGUCCUUCAGUCUGAAGGUGACAUUGAAGGACCUCAGCAACAGAUACAAAAAAUCCCAACCAAUUCAACCACACAAGUGCUAGCAUUGCUACUUACUCUAAGAUUGCAGUCUGUAUCAGAUUGCGUGCUGAGGAAAAGAGUAAGCUUUCCCCAUCAUGGAUGGCAUCAGAAUUCACUACUCCUGCAGUACCUAAAAAAUAAAGACCAGAUAAAGACAAGUUUCCAAUGAAAUCAGCAUGCAUUUAAGUCAGUUAAAUAAAUUUAAUCUACAGAGAGGAAAAAUAAUUAUAAAUAUCGCUUCUCUAGCACACAAGAUCACAGCAAUACAAUUAGAAAUGUUACUGGCAUGGUACCCUUUCCCUGUGUUGACAGUAUUUCCAAGUGUGCUGCUUUAUUGUUUCUGUGCUAGAUUGAUAUUAAAGCAACUACAAUGAAAGUGAAUGACUUGAAACUUUUCCAAUACUAGGCUUGAUGCCCAUGGCAUUUUGAAACUUUCUACCCACCUUCUUCCAGUCAGCUUAACCAAAGGCAAAACAGACGCAGCCAAGACAAGUGUUCAUUAGUACGAGGUUCUGUAUUUUCCUACCUUCUCCAUGAUCAAGGUGCAAAACAUGGAGGCUUUAUGAUGAAUGCAUUGUUAGCUCUACUGUGGCAAUCAGUAAGUUGUACUAUAGGAGAAUUACACGUUUUUAUCAGCUCACUGAAAGGAAGGACUGGUUGCAAGUGAUAUUUGUACAGGGCAAUCUUUUGAGAGGUAGAUGGCUGAGAGGCAAGGUUGUCAGUAGCUGGACCCUCAAAGGUAGUUUUAUAUUAAGAAAACACCUGAGAAUCCUGCUAGGGAACAAUGCCAUCAGCGUGUGGGCAUAAAUAGAUGGAUUUUACUUAUGUAAGCUCUUUAAAAUCCCUGUGUGAUUAAUAGAAGCUUGAUAAAGGGGACAGCUGCAUUUGUAAAGAAUCUGUACCCAUUACAUGGACUCAUACCUCUUGUUCUUUCUAAGCUAAGAAAGCUCAUUCUCUCUUGAACUGUUACCAGGCUUUUUGUGUACUGAUCUCAAAGAACAAGUGAUUUCUAAAAAAUCUUUUUUACCCAGCACUAUGGGAACAAAACAGUUUUUCUUAACUGGUCGCCCCUCUGUAUUUGAGCCUAGUUGGGAAUGGUUACUGGAACUAACAAUGGACAGUUUAUUUCUUCCAUGGAGAACAAAACAGCCUUUUGGGAAACACUAAUUUUCAGUUUCCUUUGCUGCACUGAGCCCAGUAAGAGUAUGUUUUCUAUGCUAAAAUGUUAACAUAUUGGGCUGAUUAACGUCCCUUGAAAAAUAUGAUUACGCAACAAGAUCAGUAGCCUCACAGUUCCAUACUUUCCAGUUAGUUUUGAGGUAACAUACAGGUAUGUUCUGCCUUUUCUUUUGAUAACCUUCCAUUUUGUAAAUAAAAGUUCUAAAUUCAGAAGAGAAUAUUUACUGCACCAGUACAUCUGUAUCAACUUCAUCCCCCUCAGCAAGCUGCUAACUCUACAACUAUACACAGGAUUCCAUUAGGUGCACUCCGUUUUAUCAGGAACAGAUAGAUGGACAGGAUGAAGUGGAAAGUGUAGAUUCAGUAGGACAACCAGUUAAUAUAAAUUACUAAGAAACACAGUGCUAAAAAUAUCCUGUCUCCAUUAGUUCAAAUUCACACCUACUCCUAUCUGAACAGGAGAGAGAAAACAGAAAUCUCCUUCAGCUUUCAAAACUUCAUCUGUCUCCUGAGAAUCAAAUCUUCAGCAGGCAGCACCAGAACCGUACUAUAUUCCUGAAGGAUCCACUCUUCAACACCAGACUGCCAGAACUGGAGAGUCAGAGUCAUAGAUAACUCUCAGCAUAACUUGAGGGCAGUUAAAUUCCCUGGGGGCCUUGUAUGAUGGUGUCAGCCUGACUGGGUAGUAAAGCAGACCACCACUCCUGUGGGUAGUUAGUUAGAGCGUGCACUUAAUGCUUUAGUCUCUUCCUGUUCCUAUGCCUGUUACGAGCUUUGCCUCUUUUAUUUUCACAAACCAAUUGCUUUCUUGAAACAGACAUUAGGUCCCGAUGAACCACAUCAGCAGUGCAUUGGCAGUUUAAAUCCUGAGGAAAGGACAUUAUUAAGCAAACCAAACACCAAUGAUGGUACUGAGUGGACUUGGAGUAGACAGUGAACAAAGGGAAAGGAACCUAAGACAGUUGCAUCACAUAGUUUAUACUGUUCAGGUGAAACUAACACAACAGUACACCAGGCUGGAAUGUAAAUGGAGGAAAGGUGGGUACAAAUGUCUUUUAAGCUGUUUAAGUUAAGGCUGUUACUGUGAAAAAUUGCAUAGCUUCUAAUUAGAAUGCAUGUUGAAAAUUCUGCAUUAUAAAAAUGGAAAAUAGAAUCUGAACAUGCUGCGUAUCGUGAAUCCAACUGAACAGGACUCAGAGAAGAAAUUACAAAUGUGUUUUAGCAGUCACUGCAAAUUAUCUCCUGGGUUCUUUAUAUAUACAUGUUCUUGUGGUGUCAAGCUGCAGGAACUUAGGAGUUUUGUAGAGCUUGUUGCAAGUGCAGUGGCUCAGUAAACGUCUGAGCCUCUUUUCAACAAGACUGAAGAUCUCACCUUUGGCCAUAGUGAGUUACCAAAGACCAUACCAUAAGACCAUACCAUAUACCAUAUGACCAUACCAUAGACCAGCACCAUAGGGGUGCUGAGACCACAACUCUGAAAAAGUUGUGCAGACAUACUCAACGCUGCAUGCUGCAAGUUGGCUCAAAAUAAAAACAAUAUUGCUUUUAUGGCAAUAUGAAGACUUUUGCAAAAGACCAGCCCCAGGUGCGGGCAAAGUAGGACACAGUCUGGAACAGCAGAAUGACUGUGGUCCAAUAAACCACAUUGUCCAUGCCUGAUCUGUAGUAAACUAUUUGCCUCCUCCUACUGCUGUCACCAGAGUACAGACAGGGUGUCUGGUAUGAUGUCUGUCCACUGCUGAGACUGAGGGUCCUCUCCAGCAGUGCUGUAUAUGACAACAUGCUACCCACCCUCAUAGAAGCACCGGAGUUGACCAAUACUUCACUGUAUGGUCUCCAACCUGUUUCCAUCUCGUUCCUUUCCCUUGGCAACAGCAUCCCCAUCCCAAUUCCCUCAGCUUUGAGGCAGAAACAGUGCUUUUUGUGUGUGUUGAGAUUGUUGAGCUUGCUGUGCUUUUUAGGAACGGGUCUUAAGUAUAUACCACAGCUUCACAAGGAUUAAAUGCUACUGUCAUGUUAGUUCCUUGGUAAGUUUUGUCAAACAAACAAAGAUAGCUUUUAAAGAGAAUGGGAAUGGUGGAAGGCAACCAAAUGCAGGACAACACAGUAGCAAAAUAUGAGUGGAAAUCAGAUGUGCAUGCGCUAUUUAUUAUAAUUAGCGAUUAUUUGAUGGUAUCACUGCACUUGUAGACUAACAUGCCUUUUUUUUUUCUUAAAUAAUAAUAAAAAACUAAGAAAAAUUGUGCUAAGUUCUUUUACCAAAAAUAAGUACAUAAAGGUGUUACUCUUAGGUAGUUAUGAACAAGACAGAAGUGAUGUCAUACAGUGCUAUUCAUAUACCACACAACUAAACUCACCAGCUUUCUGAGAGCAACAAUCAAAACAACAUUCUCUCCCCUGCCCAGAGCAGACAGAUCCAUACAUUCUAUAACCCUCAGAUUUCCACAAAAUACGGGUCUCAUUGUGUUCAAAAUCGUUAGACUUGGUGAAUGAGUGAUGCAGAACCUCCUUACAGAAUUGCAGUAUGACACUAGAAGUGUACCAAAAGAGGUAAAUCUCAUCAAGCUCUGAAUCUCUCCACUGAUUUUUGGCAGGAAUGUGCUCUAUUCCCUUAUACUUAGUAGAUCCUUUGUUCAAAAAGAGAACUAAACAGUUGGAAUUGUUUAUCACAUAAUUGUUUCAAAGGAAACCAAAAGAUGCUGUAGUUAAGAAGUAAUUAGGCAAAAUCUAGUACUUUUUGAAAACAUUGCUCUGGGGAAUAAGUUCUGAAGUAGUAAUUCAUGUGAAAUAGCUAACCAGUGUUCUGUUCAGAGGGGGAGAAAAGAAAAGCAAACUGAGUUCUGCUCUUCUAUAGCUGUAAGAGUCUCUUCUAAAUUUGUGAUCUUUUCAUAUGUUUCUGGAUUCCCCCAUUUUGUUUAAGCAGAAAUUCACAGAUGCAAGUGGAAAUAUCUGGACAGUAGGAGGGAGUAAAAGGUAACCAGCAUGAAGAGCAGCUGUGGAACACAGGCAAGACACUGGUUUCACUGCUUGCUUUUUUUGUUUUUUUCUUCCCUAAAUUAUUUGUAUUGGUGAGGUUUGCAUUCUGAAAGCUUUAGCACCCUGUUAAUGCAGAUUCUCAUCUAGGAUUAUAUACAUUUAAAUCCUCGGACUGUUGUAAGUGGUGAACAUUAGCAACCAUUAUUUACUCUGCUGUUCUAUAAAAAGCAGAGGGAAUACCCGAAAGAGGAUAUUUUCCUUUGGCAAAAGGACACAACCCGAUUAGAAUGUUAUGUAAUAUUAAUACUCAUUUGGCAUCUCUACUGAGGCAGAUCCAGAAAUUCGACACCUGUGAUGGUGGUGGCAACUGCAUGCCAGAAAAAAACGAAAUCGCCUGUCUGAGAACUUUUUACUGAGUUGUUCAGAACUGACUGGUAAAGGUAGCUGAGAGGGAGCACAUGGGAGGUAAAGAAGAGAGGCUGCCAACACUGCAGGAGUCCCUUUUGCGUACAGUUAUGACAACAAGGGAAUGUUACAGACAUAAGUAGGUAUAGGUUAGAAGAGGACCAGGAAUACUGACAGAUACUCCUAGCCUCUACCAGAGGCCAAGUACCCAAACUUCAUGCAAACACUCAGCAGAAAAGGAAUUAGGCAGUGAGGAAGCGACCAAUUCAAAGCAUUUCUGUGAUGGAGGUUAAGUCAGGAACCAAGCCCAGCCUCCAUGUUGGCAGGGCAGUGAAUCCACUGACCCAAGUGCAGUCCCCAUAACUUGGUAACAUGAGCAAAGACAGAUUCAGCAACAAAAUAAAGCACAGCAAAGAACCACCUCCACAGUCCAGCCAGGCAAUGUAGUCAGGAGCAGAGAGAGCUGCAGCUUGGGGCUGAAAUACAAACCUGUUUGAGCCAAAGACUGGAGCAAGCACAGGUGAUACAACAUCCACAUAAUUCAGAGCAAAUGUAGGUUCCCAGACCUGAAGUUAAAUAGCUCUGGAACAUGGGAGAGAGUGGGCAUGGUCCCAGAUGGGGCAGGUGUGGGCAAUUAAGACUAGUUAAUGUACCCAGGACUCUAAGAGGGAAAAGAAAAUGGCUCUUAGUUUCUGUUGUGUUAUAUGUCUUUCUGCUUGCUGAGAAGCAGGAAUAUGAAAUAUGUGUUUAUGGUUCAUCAGAACAAUAACUGCUACCUUAGCAGCAGUCAUUCCAAAGAGAAUAGAGAGAAGUCUGUAGACAACACCACUACCUAGUAAAUAGGGAUUACAAAAUUAAGAGCAGAGGAACAAGUAAGGCUUACAGAGAAUGAAUGAGACUUACAGAUGGGGUAAAGGAGUGGUGAAUUCCCAGGAAAAGAAGGCUUGCAGAGGAAACAUUAAUAGUACAUGAGGGGCAAAAAGUGGGGGAGUGUGGCAAGGAGAAAAGAUUGCAGUGUGGUGAAGAAAAAGUCUGAGGUGGAAAAUGGAGCAAGAGACCUAUGCAAAAACAAAACAAAACAAACAAAAAAAAAAAAAC